UUGGCGUCGACGACAUUUCCUUUGAUUGGAACUCUCUUCAGGCUUUUCUUUUCCUUCACUUCAACUACUGUUGUCGACACCUUUUGUUUUUCCACGAUUUUGAGUGUCCAUUUCUUGAAAAGAUCUUACUCGACCUUUUGCUACUCUUUCUCUGAUAUGGCCAGGGGUAGAGGUAAAGAAGAUGCACGUAAUGCUGAUCGUGGUGUUUUGACGGGUACAGGUAGAGGCCGAGGCCGAGGUGAUCCAGAAAUUGUUCGUGGUCGCGGCACUAUAGCCACUGCACCUUCUUCAGUUGACUUUAGAGCCCCUGCACUAACUCCAACAACCCCUGUAUCAUACUCAGCCCCUACAGCCCCUCCACUUGCUCCAGUUGCCCCCACUGCACCAAAUUCUUCAGGUUCUGUUCCUGAAUCGAGUGCUAGUCGAUCUGCAUCGGGAAUGGGAGAUCACUCGUAUACGUCCUCAUCAUAUGCUACUAGGACCUACUGUUAUGUGCAUGCAAGCGGAAAUCUUAUGCCUUCUGAGAAGACAUCUGGUGCCUGCAUAAAGAUUUUUCAAAAUUACAAUGUCGAGGAGGGUUCUUCCUGGAAGAAUAUCCAACAAUCCACAAAAGAUUUUUAUUUCAGAGAGUUUGAGAAAGAAUUUCACUGGGAUGAAGGAAGUGCUGCAAUAGUGAGGAAGGCAUGGAAUAAAAAAGUAGCUACCCGAUACAAAGACUUUCUGAAAAAUGAAAAGAAGAAACAAAAGAAGAAUUGGAGUACUCCAGAGUAUGUAGCAAAGUCAAUGAAGUACUCAAAGAACCGCCUAACAGAGAAGGGAGGUGAAGGAGCUGGUCCUUCUACACAUACAGGUGAUUCUCACAAGGAAAUUGAAAAUUAUUUGAAGCUAAAAGAACAACAUUCAAGCCAAAAUGUGGGAUCAGAUCAUGUGGAAGGAGAUGGAGGAACUAUUAAUGAGGAUCAAUUGUUCAUUACUGCAGCAGGAGGAUGGCAAGGAAGUCGAGUUUAUGGUUUAGGUAGUGCUGCCUCUUCUGCCUUCUCUCAAACAGGAACUGUGGGAAAAACAACAAAUGUUCCAUCAUCCCAAUCACCAGAAUGGAAGAAGGAAAUUGAAGCAAAGUUUGAAGAGAAGUAUAAUAGUUUGCAUAAACUUAUAGAAGACCAAAAUCAGAUAAUAGCUCAAAUGCGUGAUGAACUACAGGCAACGAGGAUGGGACAACAGUCUUCCUCAUUGAUGCCAUCAACAUCUGAUAUGCCUCCAGCUCAAAGAUCCCCUGGUGAUUCACAUAUAAAUUAG
Molecule: messenger RNA, 1296 nt
Organism: Manihot esculenta (cassava)
Lineage: Eukaryota; Viridiplantae; Streptophyta; Magnoliopsida; Malpighiales; Euphorbiaceae
Exons: 8
Coding region: 157-1296 (379 amino acids)
Source: RefSeq, a predicted model, not a curated record